AUGCCGAUCAUCUCCGGAGGCAGCGAGCACGACUACAGUAACCUCAGCUACACCUCCAGCAGCACGUUGAACCACUUCUUCCCCGUCGCUGUAGAGUUGCAGACAAUUAAGGGGGUGAAGUACCAGAGGGCGAGGAGACUCCAUGACCCAGAUGAUCUGUACACUGCCGACUUUAAACGAGAGAUCAUCAUCAAUGUCGGAGGCAUCCGGUACCUCAUGCCUUGGAGCACCCUGGACGACUUCCCCAUGAGCAGACUUGGGAAGCUGAGGUUCUGCAGCAGCUACGACGAGAUCAUCCAGAUCUGUGAUGACUUUGAUGAAGACACCAAUGAGUUCUUCUUUGACAGGAACCCGUGUGCGUUCGGUAUGAUCGUCAGCUUCUUGGCGGCGGGGAAGCUGCGGCUGCUGCGGGAGACGUGCGCCUUGUCCUUCCAGGAUGAGCUGAUGUACUGGGGCAUCGAGGAGUCCAACCUGGAGCGCUGCUGCCUGAGGAGGCUCUUCCAGAAGCUGGAGGACCUGGAGGAGAUGAAGAAGGAGGAGGAGGCGCAGAGAACCCGGGAGACCAUCUGCGUGCUGGAGGACCACUCCAGGGUGGGUCAGUGCAUGAGCAAGCUGCGGGACAUGGUGGAGAACCCGCAGUCCGGCCUGCCCGGGAAGGUGUUCGCCUGUCUGUCCAUCUUAUUUGUGGCCACCACCGCCAUCAACCUGUGUAUCAGCACCAUGCCGGACCUCCGCGCCGAGGAAGACCGGGGUGAAUGUUCUCAGAAAUGCUACAACAUCUUCAUCAUCGAGACGGUCUGCGUGGCCUGGUUCUCUCUCGAGUUCUUCUUGAGAUUUGUUCAAGCCAAGAGCAAGUGGCAGUUCUUCAGGGGUCCCCUGAACAUCAUUGAUGUCUUGGCCAUCUUGCCGUAUUACGUUUCCCUCCUCGUGGAGGACGAGCAGAAGACCAUUGAGAAGCCGGGCAGCAACUCGUACCUGGAGAAGAUCGGUCUUGUGCUGCGGGUCUUGCGGGCCUUGAGGAUACUGUACGUUAUGCGGCUGGCCCGACACUCGCUGGGCCUGCAGACGCUGGGGCUGACGGUGCGCCGCUGCACCCGCGAGUUCGGCCUGCUCCUGCUCUUCCUCUGCGUGGCCGUCACGCUAUUCGCUCCUCUCGUCCACCUGGCGGAAAAUGAAAUGGGCCGGUGCCAGGAAUUUACCAGCGUCCCUGCGUCCUACUGGUGGGCCAUCAUCUCCAUGACGACGGUGGGCUAUGGCGACAUGGUGCCCAGAAGUAUCCCCGGUCAGGUGGUGGCCCUGAGCAGCAUCCUGAGCGGCAUCUUAAUCAUGGCCUUCCCCGCCACCUCCAUCUUCCACAUGUUCUCGCACUCGUACGCUGAGCUGAAGCGAGACCAGGAGAGACACCACAGUCGUCUUGUGAGGACCAAGGACGCCAACCAGUCGGGCGAGAGCGACACCUUCAACGACACGGACAGCCUCGUCUCCGAGGACACCUACAGGUACUUCUAUACCGGCAAGUAGGUGACACCCCCA
Bufo gargarizans (Asiatic toad) is the source of this 1533-nucleotide messenger RNA. RefSeq names its product potassium voltage-gated channel modifier subfamily G member 4 (gene KCNG4). Bases 1 to 1521 code for a protein of 506 amino acids. Gene Ontology annotation, biological process: protein homooligomerization; potassium ion transmembrane transport. NCBI's taxonomy places the organism in Eukaryota, Metazoa, Chordata, Amphibia, Anura, Bufonidae. Gene Ontology annotation, molecular function: delayed rectifier potassium channel activity. The transcript has 2 exons. The record is from RefSeq and is a predicted model, not a curated record. Gene Ontology annotation, cellular component: membrane; voltage-gated potassium channel complex.